UUCACUCUGUUUUUCUUCACACGCUCUCCCUUUCUCCCCAGUGUAAUUUAUUUCUGUUUCUUCUUUACCCUUUUAUUCUUCGUUUUGGAGGUUUUAAGAACACAAAGAGAAAAUGGAUGAUGAAUUCGCGAAGCUUAUUAGGAGAAUCAACCCACCAAGAGUUGCUGUUGACAAUGAUGCUUGUGAGCAUGCUACCGUUAUACAGGUUGAUAGUGUCAAUAGACAUGGUAUUCUCCUUGAAGUUGUCCAGGUUCUUGCGGACCUGAACCUUGUUGUAACAAAAGCAUAUAUAUCAUCUGAUGCAGGAUGGUUUAUGGACGUGUUCUAUGUUACAGAUUAUGAAGGAAACAAAAUUAGAGAUGGAAGGACCCUCAGUUAUAUACAGAAGACUCUUGAAACGAAAGUCUAUUUCUUAAAUUCAUUAGGGAGCUCUGUUGGGGUAAUUCCUUCUAAAGAGCAUACUUCAAUAGAACUAACAGGCAGUGACAGGCCAGGGCUUGUAUCAGAGGUCUCUGCAGUCCUAGCAGACCUAGGGUGCAAUGUGGUCAACGCUGAGAUUUGGACGCAUAAUGCUAGGGCUGCAGCCGUUAUCUAUGUCACAGACCAGUCAACAGGGCAUGCAAUUGAAGACCCGAAAAAACUUUCAAUGAUCAAGGAACUUCUCUUAAAUGUCAUGAAGGGCAACAGUGAUUUUAGGACGCCAAGAAUGUCUAUUUCCUCUUCCGGGGUAAUGCACAGGGCGAGAAGAUUGCAUCAGAUGCUGUUUGCUGAUAGGGAUUUUGAGAGGCCUGAGAAUGUCAAGUUUGAAAGUGCAAAACCCCAUGUAACUGUGCAGGAUUGCAGUGAUAGAGACUAUACAGUUGCAACCAUAAGGUCCCUGGAUCGACCAAAGCUAUUGUUCGACACUAUUUGCACUCUCACAGACAUGGAAUAUGUGGUUUUCCAUGGAACAGUCAUCACAGGAAGAAUGGAAGCCUAUCAGGAAUACUAUAUCAGGCAUGUUGAUGGAUUCCCUAUAAGCUCAGAAGCUGAGCAACAACGAGUUGUAGAGUGUCUUGAAGCAGCCAUAGAGAGGCGAGCUUCAGAGGGUCUGGAAUUGGAACUCUUUACAGAUGAUCGGUUUGGACUCCUUUCAGAUAUUACAAGGAUAUUUCGAGAAAACGGUUUGUGCAUCAGAAGAGCAGAAAUAUCCACCAAGGAUGGGAAAGCAAAAGACACUUUCUUUGUCACCGAUGUCAAUGGUAAUCCUGUUGAUCCCAAAACUGUGGAUUUGAUCCAGCAUCAGAUAGGACAAGCCAAUCUUCAGGUAAAAGGGAAUUCCUUCCUAUCUCCGAAACAUCCCAAGGAGACAGCAGGAAGUUUCCUCUUUGGGAGCUUGUUUAAAGGAAGAAGUUUCCAAAACUUUAAACUCAUCAAAUCUUGCUCAUAAUCUCUGUUCCCUAAUAGUUUCUGGAAGGGAACGGCGGAGUGCUUCCUUGAGAAAAAACACAAAAGACGUCACCUCCAACAGUACAAAGAGAAAAAAAAAAGGGGAAAAGGAAGCGCUGGCUCCUGUUCCAUGGAGGUUUUGUAUGUAAAUUGUACAUAAUUGAUGUAAGUUACUUGGUUUACAAAUGAAAGCAGGUAAGAUUAUAUCCAAUCUGCUUGUUCAAUGAAAAGUUUGUACAGAAUUUGA
Theobroma umbraticum is the source of this 1675-nucleotide messenger RNA. Its product is annotated as ACT domain-containing protein ACR6-like. The record is from RefSeq and is a predicted model, not a curated record. Lineage: Eukaryota; Viridiplantae; Streptophyta; Magnoliopsida; Malvales; Malvaceae.